AUGUCUGCUAAACCUUCUAAUGCAACAGGAAAAAUGAGUGCACGUGGUGCAGCAUUUGAACGUGCAAAUAUUAUGCGUGAUCCAGCUACAGGUGAAACAUUUAUACCUGGUUCACAACGACCUGAUGGUACAUGGAGAAAAGCAAUACGUGUACGUGCAGAUUAUGUUCCACAAGAUGAAGUGCCUGUGUAUCAAUCUAUGGGACAACAAACACAAAAUGAAACACAAAAACGUAUUGAAAAUGGAAAUAUUAUACCUGGUUUAGUAUUAACUGAAGAAGAAAAACUUUUACGUGCUAAAAAAUUAGAAAAAGAAGAAAAACAAUUAAGAAAUCAAAUGGCUAAAUUAACAACACAAACACCAGAAGAUAAUAAAAUGAAAGAAAUUAAAAAAAUUCAAAAAUUAUUAAAAGAAAUUAAUG
This is a messenger RNA of Rotaria sordida, 421 nucleotides long. The record is from the annotation of a GenBank genome assembly. Lineage: Eukaryota; Metazoa; Rotifera; Eurotatoria; Philodinida; Philodinidae.